Messenger RNA from Debaryomyces tyrocola, 2001 nucleotides. The record is from the annotation of a GenBank genome assembly. NCBI's taxonomy places the organism in Eukaryota, Fungi, Ascomycota, Pichiomycetes, Serinales, Debaryomycetaceae.
AUGACUCAAUCUUCAAUGAUUCUGACAAACGGUGCAUCCCAGACAACCACAAGUAUGGCUGAUGAAAUUAACCCCGAAUUGGUUUACGAACCAUGUGGUAAGAAUAUUUCUCCUGAUCAAUUUUAUGGGAGUCAAGAACCAACACCAGAAGUCUUGAAAUCCAAGAAUUUAAAUAACCUUGUUUCUGGUUGGAUUAAUAAGUUUUCAAAGAUUAUAGAAAAUCUUGGCAAUUUUCCAACAAAGCCUAAUCUCGACGAAUUAGACAAGUUAUUUGCUCCUCACUCAUUCUGGAAAGAUCACUUAUGCUUAACUUGGGAUUUCCAUCAAUAUAAUAACUUAGAAAAAAUCAAGGUAGUGCUCGUUAACCAGUUACCGCUGUUCAAAUUGAAGAAUUUUCAGAUUAAUCAAAACGCUGAUUUAGGGCGUAGCGGUACCAAUAUUUCUACAAUCCUUGAAGCUUCAGACAAUGAUCCAGUUCCAAUUCAGUAUGUUCAAGUUAUUGUUAAUUUCGAAAAUAAAUAUGGUAUUGGUAAGGGUGUCAUUAGAUUAAUCCCUGUUUGUUACACAUUGAUGGCUUAUUCUGUUUAUACUGGUUUAGAAAGCAUUACGGGAAACGAAGAAAAACUUGGUCAUAAAAGGAUGGAAGGAGUAAAUCAUGGGCAACAUAAAGGAAGAGUUUCGUGGUUAGAGAAUCGUGAAAACGAUUUUGUUUACGGUAAAAAUUCUAAGCAACCAACUGUUCUUAUUGUUGGCGGAGGACAUAGUGGGUUGAAUGUAGCUGCUAGAUUGAAGUUCAUGGGAAUUAACUCUUUAAUUGUUGAAAAAAAUAAGAAUAUUGGCGAUAACUGGAGAAAUCGUUAUAAAUUUUUGGUUUUACAUGACCCUGUUUGGUCAGAUCACUUGGCUUAUAUGAAUUUUCCUGACACUUGGCCAAUAUUCACUCCCAAAGAUAAAUUAGGUGAUUGGUUUGAAACUUACGCCAAAACUUUGGAAUUGAAUUAUUGGACAAAUAAAACUGUAUCAGGGGCAGAAUUUAAUGACGAUAAUUCAACUUGGAAUAUCAAUAUUAUUGAUAAUGAUAGUGGUGAAUUGAUAGCUUUAAGUCCAAAGCAUGUUAUUAUGGCAACAGGGCAUUCUGGCGAGCCAAGUAUCCCAACCUUUGAGGACCAACACAAGUUUAAAGGAAAAAUUGUUCAUUCUUCUCUGCAUACAACUGGAAAGAUAUAUCAAGGGGAAAAUGCGUUAGUAAUUGGCUCUUGUAAUUCUGGACACGAUAUAGCACACGAUUUCUAUGAGCAAGGUGCAAAACCUACUAUUGUUCAGAGGUCAAGUACCUGUAUUUUUACGGCGGAAAUUGGUGGACCCUUGACCGCUGAAGGACUUUACGAAGAAGAUGGACCACCUACUGAGAUCGCUGACUUAAUUUCACAAUCUAUGCCUUGGAAGUUGUUGAACAUGACUUUGCAGCAACAGACUAGAAGGAUAGCAAUUUUGGAAAAAGAUGUACGCUCCUCAUUAAAAGAGGCAGGAUUUAAAAUUGACUAUGGUUAUGGAGGUACCGGAUUGGUGGGUAAAUAUCAUAGAAGAGGUGGUGGGUACUACAUUGAUGUAGGCUGCUCAAAGCUCAUUUCUGAGGGUAAAAUUUCAAUCAAGAGUGGCCAAAUUGAAAAAUUUACUGAGGAUGGGGUUAUCUUUUCUGAUGGAAGCGAAAUCAAUAACUUAGCCAUUGUCGUCUUAGCAACUGGCUAUUCAAACAUGAAAGACAGUGCUAGAAAGAUUUUUGGUAAUAAAGUUGCAGAUAGAUUACACCCAGUCUGGGGCCUUGACAAUGAGGGUGAAAUAAAGGUCAUGUGGAGAGAUUCUGGGCAUCCAAACUUUUGGUAUAUGGGAGGUAACCUUUCGUUGACGAGAUUUUUUUCCAAAAAGUUGGCUUUGAAAAUUAUAGCUCAAGAAAGGGGAUUUACAAAUCAAAAGUCUAUAGCUAAAAGUUUUCUAACAUAG